Labeo rohita (rohu) is the source of this 2009-nucleotide messenger RNA. Its product is annotated as stonustoxin subunit beta-like. NCBI's taxonomy places the organism in Eukaryota, Metazoa, Chordata, Actinopteri, Cypriniformes, Cyprinidae. Bases 355 to 1128 code for a protein of 257 amino acids. The transcript has 4 exons. The record is from RefSeq and is a predicted model, not a curated record. Gene Ontology annotation, molecular function: protein binding.
UGUUGUUAAUUUAUAUUAACACAAACUUGCUGAAAUUGGAUCCACUCCUCCCUCCCUGCAUUGCUGUAACAUGUUUAAUGAAGAAUUGAAUUACUGAAACAUACAUUUAAAAUAUAAAGGAAGGCCAUUUACUUGUUUUCAAUAUAGUUGUUUUGUUCUUUAAACAGGUUAUGUGGAUGUAAUCUCACUGCUCAGUCUUGUGGGAGUUUAUCAUCAGUUUUACAAUCCUCAAACUCUGUCCUGAGAGAGCUGGACCUGAGUAACAAUGACCUGAAGGAUUCUGGAGUGAAAUCUUUUACUGAUGGACUGAAAAGUCCAAAGUGUCAGCUGGAGAUUCUGAGAUUGUCUGGCUGUAUGGUGACAGAGAAAGGCUGUCAUUAUGUGUUUUCAGCUCUGAGUUCAAACCUCUCACACCUGAGAGAGCUGGAUCUGAGCUACAAUCACCCAGGAGAUUUAGGAAUCAAACUCCUCACUGAAAUACUGUUGGAUUCAACCUGCUUACUGGACAAACUCAAUGUGGAUCAUGGAGGAGAAUCCAGGAUUACAGCAGGACUGAAGAAAUGGGUUUGUUUGCUCACACUGGAUCCAAACACAGCAAACACUCAACUCCGACUGUCUGAGGAAAACAGAAAGGUGACAAACAAAUAUGGGAAUCAGUGGUAUCCUGAUCAUCCAGACAGAUUUAAUGUGUAUCAGGUGUUGUGUAGAGAGAGUGUGUGUGGACGCUGUUACUGGGAGAUUGAGUGGAGUGGACCUGAUCACGGUGUGUUUAUAUCAGUGUCAUAUAAGAGCAUCAGCAGGAAGGGAGACAGUGAUGAGUGUUUGUUUGGAUCUAAUGAUCAGUCCUGGAGUUUGAGCUGCUCUCGCUCCAGUUACUCAUUCAGACACAAUAACAUACAGACUGAUCUCCCUGUAAAUCCCAUCAGUCAUAGAACAGGUCUGUAUGUGGAUGAUAAUAAUAUCUAUAGAAUAGGAGUGUAUGUGGAUGAGAGUGCAGGAACUCUGUCCUUCUACAGCAUCUCCAGAAAGACAAUGAGUCUCAUCCACACAGAACAGACCACAUUCACUCAGCCGCUCUAUCCUGGGUUUUAUGUUGGUUCAGAAUCAUCAGUGAAACUGUGUUGGUGAAUCAGAAUAGACUGAUGAGAGAUUCUACCCAUAAUGCCUUGAGUUGAUGAUGAAUCAGUAAGAGUGAGAUGUUAUUGAGUCUCUUCAUGACAUUAAUACUGCAGCUCAACUUCUGUCACUCAAAUAACAGUCAGAAUAAUUAUGUCAUAAAUCCUCAUAUAGACAGUAACAUCAGUGUGUGAGUCUAUAUUUGUUUUUAUUGUCAUGUCUCAUAAAUCAUUUUUUAUUACAACUAAAAUAUAAAAAUGUCACAAUCAUGAUUUAUUAACGUAAUUAAUUUCUCUCUAUUUUUUGUACAGAAAUAAUAAAACAAUGACAAAUCAACUUGAGAUCAGAUUUUAAUUGAUGUUUGUAUCAUGAAUAUAAUCGAUUCCUCAUAAGACUGAAAUGAGUUUCUGACAUAAAAUAUGAAAUGAAUCACAGCAUUGUUAUGAUUCCUGUCUAGUCAGUCUGCCGCCGGAGGUCGCUGUGUAUCUUGUUAACAUCUCACACUGUUGUUCCAUUUACGUUUCCCAUCACCCAUCACGCUGAUUGCACAAACAUCUGUGGCCAAUCAGGCGCGCUAUAAAAGCCCCGGACUUUCCCCCCUGUGACUCACCGAGUAUUGUGGUGUUUUUUAUUGUUGUAUCCCUAGUUCCCUAGUUCUGUUUUCUAGCCUGGCAAUCUCGUUUCGUCCGUCUUGCCGCCUGCCUUUUGGACUACUCGCUUGAUUCACUGAUUAUCCCUUCACCUUUCCCCCUGGAUUACGUUUGCUGAUCAUCGACCCACGCCUGCUGCACGGACUAUUCUUGUGUCUCGCUCCUACAUACCUGUUUGCCACUGUUUUCGACCCAGCUUGUUUGUUACCAUGUUUUUGUCUUGCCCUUCCAAUAAAAGCUUGC